Messenger RNA from Echinops telfairi (small Madagascar hedgehog), 852 nucleotides. It is a transcript of the gene DCXR, whose product is annotated as dicarbonyl and L-xylulose reductase. The record is from RefSeq and is a predicted model, not a curated record. Gene Ontology annotation, molecular function: carbonyl reductase (NADPH) activity; L-xylulose reductase (NADPH) activity. Gene Ontology annotation, biological process: glucose metabolic process; xylulose metabolic process. Lineage: Eukaryota; Metazoa; Chordata; Mammalia; Afrosoricida; Tenrecidae. The transcript has 8 exons. The coding region runs from base 1 to 807 and encodes 268 amino acids.
AUGGCCGCGCCCCCGGGGCGCCCGGCGCUUUCCGAUUGGCGGUUCCGCUUCUCCUUGAGUGUCGUCGGGGCCACGCCCCCACUCCUUCCGGCCAAUCACACGCGCAGAAAGGACGUAUAUUCGCGCAUCGGGCGUAGCACGGCGCUGGCGCUACACGCGGCAGGCGCGCGCGUGGUGGCCGUGAGCCGCACCCAGGCCGACCUGGACAGCCUGGUCCACGAGUGCCCUGGCAUUGAGCCCGUGUGCGUGGACCUGGGUGACUGGGAGGCUACAGCGCGGGCACUGGGCAGCGUGGGGCCGGUAGACCUGCUGGUGAACAAUGCCGCCGUGGCCGUGUUGCAGCCUUUCCUGGAGGUCACCAAGGAGGCCUGUGACAGGUCCUUCGAUGUGAACCUACGUGCAGUCAUCCAGGUGUCCCAGAUCGUGGCCCGUGGCCUGAUUGCCCGGGGAGCCACAGGGUCCAUUGUCAACGUCUCCAGCCAAGCCUCCCAGCGUGCCCUGACCAACCACACGGUCUACUGCUCCACCAAGGGUGCCAUGGACAUGCUGACCAAGGUGAUGGCCCUGGAGCUUGGGCCACAUAAGAUCCGGGUCAAUGCAGUGAACCCCACAGUGGUGAUGACUCCCAUGGGUCAGGUCAACUGGAGUGACCCCCAGAAGGCCAAAGCCAUGCUGGACCGCAUCCCUCUGGGCCAGUUUGCUGAAGUGGAGCACGUGGUGGACAGCAUCCUCUUCCUGCUGAGUGAACGCAGCAGCAUGACCACGGGCUCCACCCUGCCAGUGGACGGGGGCUUCUUGGCUGCCUGAGCCUGUGCCCGCCAGCUCCCCCCAAUAAUAAACACCCUCUGCUCA